Messenger RNA from Letharia columbiana, 1188 nucleotides. RefSeq lists its product as uncharacterized. The transcript is spliced from 2 exons. Bases 1 to 1188 code for a protein of 395 amino acids. The record is from RefSeq and is a predicted model, not a curated record. NCBI's taxonomy places the organism in Eukaryota, Fungi, Ascomycota, Lecanoromycetes, Lecanorales, Parmeliaceae.
AUGUCUCCCUUCUAUUCCAUUCUGUCCGUCUGGAAGCCUCUCACCACCACCACCCUCCUCAUCCUCUCUACCCUCCUCACUGCACCUCUUGUCACUGCAAACCCAACCUGCACCAACCUCCGCAUUCCCCUCACCGCUACCGCCUCCAACGAAGUCUUCCCCAUUCCCGUAGGCCUCAACUACAGCAACCCCGCCGCCGUCUCGGCCUUUGUUCAAACCGUCCUUGGCGACGCAGGCACAGCAUACCCUCUCAUCCCAACAACCUUCACCGGCAUCGUUGCAGCGCGCUAUUGCGAGCCCGAGGUCACGAUUGCGAAUCGCAGUGAUGUGGUUCAGCUUUUCAUGUCUGGCGUUACGGAAAACAAUCUUUAUUGGUUUGGAUUAGGGUAUCCGAACGGAUACGAUGGUAAUGAGUACUCGACAGUGGAUUAUGCGUCGAAGCAGGGCUAUCCGACGCUAGCGAUUGAUAGAAUCGGGGUGGGAAACUCGACACAUCCGGACCCGAUUCUGCAGCAGCAGGUUAAUCUCGAAGAAGCGGUCUCACACCAGCUCGUCACCAUGCUGAAAGCCGGCACAGCGGUACCUGGCAAGACAUUCAACCGCAUCAUCUUCGUCGGCCACUCCUACGGCUCCAUCCUCGGCAACGCCCAAGCCACCAACCACCCAGGCGACAUCUCCGCCUUCAUCCUCACGGGCUACGGCGUCUCCAUCAUCCCCGUCGCCGCCGACCUCCCGCAAACGGUCCCCUUCCCCGCCACCCUCUACGCCCCCCGCUUCGCCGGCUUCGCGCCCGGCUACCUCGUCACCUCGUCCGAAGCCGGCCGCCGCGCCUACCUGUGGGGCAAACCGGGCUCGUACGACGAGGGCAUCUUCGAAAUGGACUACGACGACGAAGACGUCGUGGGGCUGGGCGAGCUGCUGAGCAUCGACGGCGGGCUGAAAGAAGCGCCCGCGUCGACGGCGCCGGUGUACAUCAUCACGGGCGACAGCGACGACGUCUUCUGCCUGGCCGCGACCUGCGGUGACGGGCCGAGCAGUCCGCAGGCGCAGGCUUGUGCUUUGUUCCCCAAGGCGGAGACCUGUGAGUAUUUCAUCCCCGUGGGCACGGGGCACAUGAUCAGUUUGCAUUAUUCGGCGCAAACGAGCUUUCAGAAGUAUCAUGCCUUUUUGGCGUCGGUGGGGUUUUGA